AUGUACCGUCGGCGGCUCUCAACACCCAAUGGUGACCUCUGGCUGAUCCGCUACUCCUCCAGCAGCAGCACGACGACGAGAGGUGCCACGGCGAACGGAGAAGGUAUGAAUGUAGGAAGCACUCGAGGGGGGAAGGCGAUGGCUAUAGAUACGUUGAAAGCUGGAAGACUAGAUGAGUCGGGUGCAUGCUCGCGAGAGCAUAUGCACGAUUAUCGUCAAUUCGAGGUCUUGAGGAAUCGGGAUCCCGACAAUGUCUGGAUAGCAACGCUUUGGCGCGCUGGUGCCUUCUCGGCUGGUGUAUACGAGGCAUGUUCCGAAGGUAGAGAAGUGGGAAUGGAGAGCCCUCGAGACAAGUGUGUCAAUAAAGGCAGCAUACGGGGGGUCAUGAAUCGCGAAAAGUUCUGCUACGACGAUUCCCCCGCACUAGCAUGGCCCAACGCCGACGGGCAGGCGAUCCGCAGAGGACGUUCCCCGGCGGGUCUAGUCUCGCAGUUGACCGAACAUUGUCGCUACACAGCCUCCUCAAUUCGCAAGAGUGGAUCCUCGUGCAUGGAUUUUCAUUCUUCAAAGAGAUCCCAGCAUCAUACCAGCUGUCCAGGACAGUACAACCCCGGCGACACGACCUUCGGGGCAUCGGGCGUACACUGGCGUACACACUACCCAUUAGCCAUCCUGCGCUACGUCGUUCCGUAA
Molecule: messenger RNA, 693 nt
Organism: Pleurotus ostreatus (oyster mushroom)
Lineage: Eukaryota; Fungi; Basidiomycota; Agaricomycetes; Agaricales; Pleurotaceae
Exons: 2
Coding region: 1-693 (230 amino acids)
Source: RefSeq, a predicted model, not a curated record